Molecule: messenger RNA, 828 nt
Organism: Aspergillus alliaceus
Lineage: Eukaryota; Fungi; Ascomycota; Eurotiomycetes; Eurotiales; Aspergillaceae
Exons: 2
Coding region: 1-828 (275 amino acids)
Source: RefSeq, a predicted model, not a curated record
AUGGAAAUCCAGUCAAGGGCAUCUUAUUGGGGCGACCACACCCAGCCCUUUCAGUCUGGGGAGUUCGCGUUGGAGUGUAUCGUGGCGACUUGCAUUGGCAUCGCCUGGUAUAAUUGCAUUGAACUCGUGGUCUUGUGCUUUACAACGUUCAAACGAUACAGCGGAUGUUAUUUCUGGAGUCUGGUCAUCGCCUCGAUCAGCAUUGUCCCGUUCGCCCUAGGCUAUGCCCUGCUCAUCUUUAACAUCUUCCCUAAUUAUUUCGCCGUCGCGAUCGAGGUUGUAGGCUGGUGGGGCAUGGUCACCGGCCAGUCUAUGGUUUUAUGGUCCCGCCUGCAUCUCGUCGUCCACAAUCGGAGGAUCCUGCGCUGGACGCUGAUCAUGAUUAUUGUGGAUGCCUUCUUGUUUCAUAUUCCAGCCUCGGUCCUCGAAUUCGGCUCCUACUCGCCCCACGCGGAAAAGUUCACCCAUGCUUUUGACAUCUUCGAGCGCAUCCAGUUGGUGGGUUUCUCAGUGCAGGAAAUAGUCUUAUCGGUCAUCUAUGCGUGGGCAGCUGUUGAAAUGCUGCAAAUGCUGCCUCGGGGUCAUUAUAAGGGCAUCUUCCUCCAGCUCUUGAUCAUCAACUUCGUUAUGAUCUGCAUGGAUGCCGCGGUGGUGGGGGUUCAAUAUGCGGGGUUCUUUCGCAUCCACGUCUCCGUGAAAGCGAUGGUCUAUAGUAUCAAGUUGAAGAUGGAAUACUCCAUCUUGGGGAGGUUGGUUCGUGUCUCCGUCGUUCCUGUGCUAUCAGACUAUACUCCGAGCGAUCAGGCCGGUUCUAUGUCUCACAUGUGA